AUGAACCCCGCACUGGGUAACCAGACCGACGUGGCCGGCCUGUUCCUGGCAAACAGCAGCGAAGCGCUGGAGCGCGCGGUGCGCUGCUGCACCCAGGCCUCGGUGGUGACCGACGACGGCUUCGCCGAGGGCGGCCCCGACGAGCGCAGCCUGUACAUCAUGCGGGUGGUGCAGAUCGCGGUCAUGUGCGUGCUCUCGCUCACCGUGGUCUUCGGCAUCUUCUUCCUCGGCUGCAAUCUGCUCAUCAAGUCCGAAGGCAUGAUCAACUUCCUGGUGAAGGACCGCAGACCGUCCAAAGAGGUGGAGGCGGUGGUCGUGGGGCCCUACUGA
Messenger RNA from Dipodomys spectabilis (banner-tailed kangaroo rat), 330 nucleotides. RefSeq names its product reprimo, TP53 dependent G2 arrest mediator homolog (gene Rprm). Gene Ontology annotation, cellular component: cytoplasm. Lineage: Eukaryota; Metazoa; Chordata; Mammalia; Rodentia; Heteromyidae. The transcript has a single exon. Gene Ontology annotation, biological process: regulation of mitotic cell cycle. The record is from RefSeq and is a predicted model, not a curated record. The coding region runs from base 1 to 330 and encodes 109 amino acids.